This is a messenger RNA of Talaromyces rugulosus, 2541 nucleotides long. RefSeq lists its product as uncharacterized. The transcript is spliced from 3 exons. Lineage: Eukaryota; Fungi; Ascomycota; Eurotiomycetes; Eurotiales; Trichocomaceae. Gene Ontology annotation, molecular function: RNA binding. The coding region runs from base 1 to 2541 and encodes 846 amino acids. Gene Ontology annotation, cellular component: mitochondrial inner membrane. The record is from RefSeq and is a predicted model, not a curated record.
AUGCGGAUGCCGUUGAGGACUCGAGGGUAUUGCCCACGGCCUGGCUGCUUUCAAUCUGGAGUCCGGAGCAGCUUGUUGUCUGCAGUGCGAUUCAAUGCUACUGCAGCACCAGCAGCAACUACUACUUCUGAUAGUGCCACGACGAUUGACAUUCUCGACUCUGGUCAUAUUUCUGUCUCUGCCAAUGAAGGAAUAUUAUACAUCAACAAUAUUGCCCCGCUGCGGCUUCAAUGGCUAUACAGACUCCUCUGGUCCGGCGAGCCCCAGACCGUCAACAGAAUCCUACAGCGCGUCGACAAACCUUCAUACGCUGCCGCCGACCACUGGGCCGUCGUCCGGCGCGCAUUCCCGCCAGAUCUGCACGUUUCCAUAAAACAAGUCCUGCCGCGGCUCAACGAGGGCGGGUUGUUUGUCAAGUACUCGCUGCCCGCGGGCAAGACGAAUGAGGAUAUACUCAGUGCCAUUGAUGAAAAUCUGCAAAAAAACCCGAUUCGGCCGUGGUUCAAUCCUCUAGAUCGCGUCGAUAUUGGACGUGUGCUGGGGAAGCCGUGGAUUGAGGAUAUGUACCGGAUCCCCAGUGCGAGACUCAGGGUUGAGUUCUUGCCGUCGCCGUCGUCGCCGUCGGACUCGGCUCCCGUGGAGUUGACUCAGGAGAUGCUUUAUUCGAUAUUUCGCAGAUAUGGGAAAAUAAAGGACAUCGAGGGCCAGCCAUCAGAUUCCAAGACUCUGCCUAGAUAUGCCAUUGUGGAUUUUACGCGGGUGAAACAUGCUAUUCUGGCCAGAAGCUGUAUCCACGGCAUCAUCGUUCCCGAGACAAAAACAGAAGGUAAAAACCAGGCUCUACUCAAACUCACCUACGAACGCAAGGUGCGCGGACACUGGAUUCGAGACUGGAUUGUGAACCACCCGCGCAUCGUGAUUCCAGCCAUAGCGGCGCUGCUUGCUGGCAUCACGGUACUUAUUUUCGAUCCUAUUCGCACGUUUUUUAUAAAAAUCAAGGUCAAGUACUCGCUCAACGCAGAUGACCAGCUUCUGUGGACGUGGAUUUGGAAGGAGGUCCGCAAGGCCAAUAUUCUGUCGUUUGGCACUCGCAAAAAGGAACGCAAUGUCCUCAGGGCGAUUUGGGAUGACCGCCAAGAAGAAAUUACACAGCUGCAAUCGUGGCUAGGUGAAAACGGAACGACAUUUAUCGUCGUCCAGGGCCCCCACGGGUCCGGCAAGAGGGAAAUAGUGGUUGACCAGGCAUUGAGAGACCGCAAGCACAAGCUGCUUAUUGACUGCAAGCAAAUCCAGGACGCCAGGGGAGACGCUCAAACAAUCUCCGUGGCGGCGCAACAGGUCGGCUAUCGACCGAUAUUUUCUUGGAUGAAUAGUAUUAGCAGUCUUAUCGAUUUGGCCUCGCAAAGUAUCAUCGGGACCAAAGCCGGGUUUUCGGAGACGUUGGACUCUCAGCUGAGCAAGAUUUGGUACAAUACCUCUGUUGCGCUGCGACAAAUUGCACUGGAAAAUAAAAAGAAAGAUGAUAGGGAAAACACCCUAUCGGAAGAAGAAUAUCUAGAGGCACAUCCUGACCGACGUCCCGUCGUUAUCAUUGACAAUUUCUUGCAUGGAGCUCACGAAGGUAGCAUCGUCUACGACAAGAUCGCGGAAUGGGCAGCUGGGUUGGUUACUGGCAACACAGCACAUGUCAUUUUCCUGACUCCAGAUGUCUCGUAUUCCAAAUCUCUCAGCAAGGCCCUGCCGAGUCAAGUCUUCCGCUCGAUUUCUCUGGGGGAUUGCUCUCUCGAGGUGGGCAGGAAUUUUGUCAUUCGUUAUAUUCAAGAAAAGGAGGGCGAGGAGAAUCCAGACGGCGAUGUGAAGGCCAAGCCUAGCUUGCCACAGGGACUUGAUGACCUUGAUGAGUGUAUCAAUGUUGUUGGCGGCCGCUUGACGGAUUUGGAAUUUAUAGCACAUAGAAUCAAAGCUGGGGAAAGUCCUAAAGACGCCGUCGAACACAUCAUCGAGCAAGCCGCCACCGAAAUCCUCAAAAUGUACCUCCUCGACACCGGCGGAGGCCAAAACCGCCACUGGACGCGAGAACAAGCAUGGUUCAUGAUCAAGCAAAUCGCCGAAAACAAAGACGGAACCGCCUCGUACGGCCUCAUCUUGCUUUCCGACCUGUAUGCCGAGAAUGGCGAAGCCACGAUAUCAGCGCUCGAACAGGCCGAUCUCAUCACCAUCACGUCUGUCAAUGGCCGCCCUUCGGUGAUCAGGCCAGGCCGUCCAGUGUACCAUGCAGCCUUUAAGUAUAUGACAAGGGAUGAGCAGUUGCGAAGUCGUAUGGACCUUGGUAUUCUCAAGCUGUUGAUUGAGAAGGCGGAUAAGAGUGUCUCCAAGUAUGAGGAUGAGCUCCAUUUGUUGGGGAAUCUCAGGAAGUACCCCGUAGAGCUCAACUCGAGGAUUCAGUGGGUGUCGCAAAAACUACAGGCGUCUCAGGCUCAGUUGGAGAAGCAUGAGAAGGAGAGUGCGUCUUUGGCUAAGAUUUUGAAGACGUCGGAAUAG